AUGGGUAAUCGAGAAUCGUCAACGAAGGAAGAGGACGGGAAGCAGCAUCAGAAUGACCACUUGCCUCCUCUGUAUCGCUAUGUUGACAUGCAUGGUGGUGGUGAAUUAUUACCUUGGAUAAGAUAUGCCAAAAAUAGCGGUGACUAUUCGAUCAUCGAUGAGUUCCUCGAUACGAAGAUCAAGGAUUUCAUGUACAAUUCGGGAAAAGGAAAAAUGGUGGCGGUUGCUGAACUUGUAAAAAUUCGUAACAAAGAGCGAAAUGCAAUGUUGAGUGCACUGAAGCGCAAAAAAGGAAAAGGCAAAAGUGGCCCAAACAUUCUGGACGAUUUUAAUCAGGAAGGAGAAAAUCAAGGAGAUUUGAAAAAAGCACUGAAACUUCUGGAAGGCGGCGGACGGCGUGGAGAAGCAGAUUCAAAGUAUCGUGAGGUGGCAUGGAAGCUGGAUGAGCGUGGCAACAUGGGAGAGAAUCUAGUUGGAGUUUGCUUGCUACAAGGAACAGCAGUGCAUAAUCAGCUCGCGCGCCGCCUGAUUACUACUUACCCAAAACUCGUCAACGAUAUUUUUAUCAGCGAAAAUUAUUAUGGCUUAUCGCCUUUACAUCAGGCAAUUAUAAAUGAGGAUCCGGCGAUGGUUAAUUUUCUACUUCAGCAAGGAGCAAAUAUCAAUCAGCGUUGCUACGGCGCAUCGUUUUGUCCAGAUGACCAAAAAAGCAGCCGAACCGAUUCGCUGGAGCACGAAUACGUCGAGCUAAGCCAGAAAACAAGUUAUAGCGGGCGGAUGUAUUUCGGCGAAUAUCCUUUAUCAUUUGCAACUUGCAUUAAUCAAACCGAUUGCUUUCGUCUGCUGAUUGCCAAGCGAGCCGAUCCGAAUCAAAAAGACACCAACGGAAACACUGUGCUUCACCUUGCAGUCAUUCACGAGCAACCAGAAAUGAUCAAGCUGUCAUACAAUAUGGGCGCUAAACUUCAGAUAACGAACAAUCAAAAUUUAACUCCUCUAACGCUGGCAGCUCACCUCGCAAAAAAAGAGGUACAGUUGCCAAGUUUCGCUACAAAAGAUUACCAAGAUCGGUCGUUAGUCUGGGUAUUCAUUUACGUUAUUAGUAUGCAGCUGUGUCAAACUUUUCAUUCUUGA
Molecule: messenger RNA, 1134 nt
Organism: Gongylonema pulchrum
Lineage: Eukaryota; Metazoa; Nematoda; Chromadorea; Rhabditida; Gongylonematidae
Source: the annotation of a GenBank genome assembly